Messenger RNA from Papaver somniferum (opium poppy), 819 nucleotides. RefSeq names its product Werner Syndrome-like exonuclease. The coding region runs from base 1 to 714 and encodes 237 amino acids. Lineage: Eukaryota; Viridiplantae; Streptophyta; Magnoliopsida; Ranunculales; Papaveraceae. The transcript has 2 exons. Gene Ontology annotation, biological process: nucleobase-containing compound metabolic process. Gene Ontology annotation, molecular function: nucleic acid binding; 3'-5' exonuclease activity. Gene Ontology annotation, cellular component: nucleus; cytoplasm. The record is from RefSeq and is a predicted model, not a curated record.
AUGGCAUUAGUUCACCAGCCAAUACCCCCAUUUGUUACUUCGAGAUACAACAAGAGUAAUACUGCCAGUAGCAGUAGCAGCAAUGGUGUCAACACACGUAUUAGAGAGCUUGAUGUUUCUCAAACCACACAUCAUACUUACAUGGUCAGUUUUUACAACGAUCGAAUCUAUACAGUCGUAACCCAGACUGCUUCGAUCGUCGACGAAUGGAUAUCGAAAAUCUACUAUGACUUCCAUGAUAAACUUAAUAAUUUGGUUGUGGGUCUGGAUUGCGAGUGGAGGGUAAACUUUGAGAAAGGUGGUACUCGGAAUAAGAUAGCUGUAUUGCAACUUUGCAAAUUCAUAUUUGUUGGAGUUGGAGUUGGAGUUGGAGUUGCUGAAGAUGGCGAUAAACUUUUUGAAGAUUAUGGAUUAUCAGUUGCAAGAACAAUUGAUCUUCGAACAUUGGCCGCAGAAAAACUGGAUUUUGAAGAACUUGAGGGGACUGGUUUGAAGGGUUUGGCAUUUACGGUUCUAAGGCGAGAUCUACCAAAGCCGAAAAAUGUUACAUUAAGUAGAUGGGAUGCGAGUUUAUUAACAUAUAGACAGAUACAAUACGCAUGCUUAGAUGCUUUUGUUUCGUUCAAGUUGGGUAUUGUUUUGAUGCGUGGGUUUAAGGGAAAUCUCUACCACUUGUUUCAGUACAGUAGGAACCAGAGGUAUUAUAUAGAUUAGUUAGAAGGAUUUUUAAGCAGUUGAAGUUUGAUAAAUUUUCUAUUAUAUAGAUUAGCUAGAAGGAUUUUUAAUCAGUUGAAGUUUGAUAAUAUUUCUAUGAAUUUA